Messenger RNA from Elephantulus edwardii (Cape elephant shrew), 5277 nucleotides. RefSeq names its product laminin, beta 4 (gene LAMB4). The transcript has 33 exons. Gene Ontology annotation, biological process: axon guidance. Gene Ontology annotation, cellular component: basement membrane. The record is from RefSeq and is a predicted model, not a curated record. Lineage: Eukaryota; Metazoa; Chordata; Mammalia; Macroscelidea; Macroscelididae. Bases 1 to 5277 code for a protein of 1758 amino acids.
AUGCAGUUUCAACUGACCCUUUUUGUGUACCUUGGUUUGCUCAGGUAUGCAAGAGCCCCGGAUGACUGCAGCCAGGGUGCCUGCCGUCCGCCCACUGGCGAUCUCCUAGUGGGGCGUGGUGCCCAGCUCACUGCUUCUUCUACCUGCGGGCUGAAGGGAGCACAGAAGUACUGCAUCCUCAGCUACCUCGAGAGGGAACAAAAAUGCUUCAUGUGUGACUCCAGAUUUCCAUAUGAUCCGUACACUCAACCCAACAGCCACACCAUUGAGAAUGUAAUUACAAGCUUUGAACCAGACAGAGAAAAGAAGUGGUGGCAAUCAGAAAAUGGUCUUGAUCAUGUCAGCAUCAGACUGGACCUAGAGGCAGUAUUUCAGUUCAGCCAUCUUAUAUUGACCUUUAAGACUUUUCGGCCUGCUGCAAUGUUAAUCGAGCGUUCCACAGACUAUGGACAUACCUGGAAAGUGUUCAAGUAUUUUGCAAAAGACUGUGCCGCUUCCUUUCCCAGCAUCACAUCAGGUCAGGCCCAGGAAGUGGGAGACCUUGUUUGUGACUCCAGAUAUUCGGAUAUUGAACCCUCCACUGGUGGUGAGGUUGUUUUAAAGAUUUUGGAUCCUACCUUUGAAAUAGAAAAUCCAUACAGUUCUUAUAUCCAGGACCUUGUGACCCUUACAAAUCUGAGGAUAAACUUUACCAAACUCCACACUCUUGGGGACACUUUGCUUGGAAGGAGGCAAAAUGACUCCCUGGAUAAAUAUUACUAUGCUCUGUACGAGAUGGUUGUCCGGGGAAGCUGUUUUUGUAACGGUCAUGCCCGUGAGUGCAGCCCGAUGCAGAAGGUGCGAGGAGAUGUUUUCAGCCCCCCCGGAAUGGUCCAUGGUCAAUGUGUCUGCCAGCACAACACGGAUGGUCCGAACUGUGAGCAGUGCAAGGACUUCUUCCAAGAUGCCCCUUGGAGGCCAGCUGGAGGCCCCCAGGACAGCACCUGCAAACCAUGUAACUGCCAUGGCCACUCCGAGCGCUGUCACUUCGACAUGACCGUGUACCUGGAGAGCGGUGGGCUCAGCGGGGGCGUGUGUGAAGACUGCCGGGACCACACCGAGGGACAGCACUGUGACCGCUGCAGACCCCUUUUCUACAGAGACCUUCUCAAGCCCAUCUCCGACCCCUACGCGUGCAUACCUUGUGAAUGUGACCCUGAUGGAACCUUAUCUGGUGGCAUUUGUGUGAGCCACUAUGACCCGGCUUUGGGGUCUGUCACUGGCCAAUGUUUGUGCAAGGAGAACGUGGAAGGGACCAAGUGUGACCAGUGCAAGCCCAACCACUAUGGACUUAGUGCCCAGGAUCCGCUGGGCUGUCAACCCUGCAACUGUCACCCCCUGGGGACCCUGCCGUUCUCGACCUGUGAUGUGGAUACUGGCCAGUGCUUGUGCCAGGCGUCUGUCACCGGGCUACACUGUGAAGAAUGCACUGUGGGCUACUGGGGCCUGGGAAAUCAUCUCCACGGAUGUGUCCCCUGUGACUGUGACAUUGGGGGUGCUUAUUCUAACAUGUGCUCCCCAGAAGACGGGCAGUGUGAAUGUCGCCCCCACAUCACGGGCCGCCGCUGCACAGAGCCAGCCCCCGGCUACUUCUUUGCUCCUUUGAGUUUCUAUCUCUAUGAGGCAGAGGAAGCCUUGCCAUUACAGGGACUCAUGCCUCUGGGUUUGGUGACUUUUGGGGAGGCCCCCUCUGCUCACGUCCUUCUCCGAGAGUCAGUUCCUGGGCAGCCAGACACAUGGACCGGACCUGGAUUCGCCAGGGUCCUUCCAGGGGCUGGCUUGAGAUUUGCUGUCAACAACGUCCCCUUUCCCAUGGACUUCACCGUCGCCAUCCGCUAUGAAACUCAGUCCAGAGCUGACUGGACUGUCAGGAUCGUGGUUAACCCCCCUGGAGGAAGGACGCACUGCACCCACAAGACCCCACAGCCAAAGCCCCGGUCUUUUGCUCUACCAGCAGCUGCCAGAAUCAUGCUGCUGCCCACACCCAUCUGUUUAGAACCGGGUAUACAGUAUUCCAUAGAUGUCUAUUUUUCUCAGCCCAUGGAAGGAGAGUCCCACGCUCACUCACACAUCCUGGUUGACUCUCUUGGUCUUAUUCCCCGAAUCAGUUCUUUGGAGAAUUUCUGCAGCAAGCAGGACUUAGAUGAGUAUCGGCUGUACAACUGUGCCCAGAUUGCCUCUGAAAUGGGACCGCGGGUUCUCCCUGAUGCAUGUGAAAGACUUAUCGUCAGCAUGUCGGCCAAACUACACAACGGGGCAGUGGCCUGCAAGUGUCACCCCCAGGGCUCAGUCGGGACCAGCUGCAGCCGACUGGGCGGUCAGUGCCAGUGCAGACCUGGUGUGGCGGGACGCUGCUGUGACAGGUGCUCCCCAGGGAGCUACAGUCUGGCUCAUCAUGGUUGUCACUCGUGUCACUGCCACCCUCAAGGCUCGAAGGAUACCUUAUGUGACCAAGUAACCGGACAGUGUCUCUGCCACAAAGAAGUGGGUGGCCGCCGCUGUGACCAGUGCCUGGCCGGCUAUUUUGGAUUCCCCAACUGCCAUCCAUGUUCUUGUAAUGGGUUUGCUGAGCUUUGUGACCCAGUAACAGGGUCAUGCUUCAACUGUGGAGGCUUUACAACUGGACAGUACUGUGAAAGGUGCAUCGAUGGUUACUAUGGAAAUCCUUCUUCAGGACAACCAUGUCGCCCUUGCCGGUGUCCAGACACUCCCUCGAGCAAUCAAUACUUUGCCCUCUCCUGUUAUCAGGCCCCAUGGAGCUCAGAUGUAAUCUGCAAUUGUCUUCAAGGUUACACAGGUAUUCAGUGUGGAGAAUGCUCACCAGGCUUUUACAGGAACCCAAGAAUUUCAGGAGCCCCCUGUCGCCCAUGUGCAUGCAAUGACAACAUUGAUGUCACGGAUCCAGGGGCCUGUAGCCAGGUCACAGGGGAGUGCCUGAAGUGCCUGCAUAACACUUGGGGGCCCAACUGCCACCUCUGCAAACCUGGUCACUUUGGAUCUGCCCUCAAUCAGACCUGCAGAAGAUGUUCCUGCCACCCUUCUGGUGUGAAUCCUGCUAGAUGUUCCUCCGGUGAAGGACCCUGCCUUUGUGACCCUGCCACUGGCUCGUGCCCAUGCCUGCCGAAUGUCAGCGGCCUGACCUGUGACCGCUGCGCUGACGGAUACUGGAAUCUGGUUCCAGGCAGAGGAUGUCAGUCAUGCGACUGUGACCCCCAAACUUCCCAAAGUGACCACUGCGACCAGCUUACAGGCCAAUGUCCAUGUAAAUUAGGCUACGGUGGGAAACACUGCAAUGAGUGCAGAGAAAAUUACUACGGUGAUCCACCGGGACCAUGCGUUCCCUGUGACUGCCACAGGGAAGGUGCCCAGAAGCCCGCCUGUGACUCGCGCACGGGCAUGUGCCUCUGCCGGGCAGGCGUCGGAGGCCAGCGAUGUGAUCACUGCGCUCAAGGUCACGGCCAGGAAUUCCCUGCUUGUCUUCGGUGUCACUCGUGCUUUGAUCAAUGGAACCGCACCAUUUCUGCCCUCUCCGAAUUGGUGCAAGGAUUGAUGAGGCUGGCUGUUAACAUACGAGAUAAAAGAGGGUCCCAGCCUGUCUGUGAGGCUGACUUCAAAGGCCUCUCAGGGAACGUGUCUGAAAUAGAAAGGAUGCUGAAUGAGCCCGUUUUCUCAUCUGGAGAAUUUUUAAGAGUCAAGGAUUAUCACGAUUUCAUUGGGAAACAAAUCAUGCAGUUAAGUGAGCAGCUGCAAACAGUGUAUGAAUUUCAGGAUCUGAACAAAACAAUAGUGAGACUGAGGACUGAAGCAGACCUCUUACUUGCAGAAACUCAGGAGGAAGUUGAUUUGCAUUCCAGUGCCCGGAACACAAGCAUCAUGGAUGCCUCAGAGGACAUUAAGAAGUAUCAUCAGAUAUCAACAUCUGCUGAAAAGAAAAUUAAUGAAGCUAUUCUCAUAAUAAAUAUCUCUGAAAACACCAGGAAUGACUCACUUCACAUCUUAGAUACAGUAAUGUCAACAGGAAAUAUUUCUCUGGAAAAAUUAAAGCAGAUCAAGAUACCAGAUAUCCAAAUACUGAAUGAAAAGGUGUGUGGCAAGCCGGGGCACCUGCCUUGUGUGCUGGCCCCAUGCGGUGGUGCUCUCUGCAAGGACCUGGAGGGGCACAGACACUGUGGUGGCCCCAGUUGUGGGGGGUCCCUAACUCUCUCAAGGAAUGCCCUGCAGAAAGCCCAAGAAACAGAAACCAUGAUUCAGAAUUUGGACAGCCAAGUUAAAGGGUUGAAGAAUCAGAUCAAAAAUAUAAGUAAACUGACAGAAGUCUCUACUGUCAAUGUUUUAGAACUAAGUGAGAAAAUGGAGACCAUAAAAAACCAAAGUGAAUCUGAGAAAGAUAAAAUAAAUCUUUUAAUCAACAAAAUGGAAAACUUUCUGUCAGAGGAAAACGUGCCUCCAGAGGACAUAGAGAAGGUUGCAAAACAUGUGCUUGGCAUCCACUUGCAAAUAACUUCACACAACCUAACUCAAGAACUUGACAGAAUAAAAGAAUAUGUGCAUCUCUCUGAGGACAACAGGACAGAUGAAAGCCUUCUGACUACGAGAGCAGAUGAGAUCCAGAAGCUGCUGAUGAAGGCGCAAGUAGCUGAGAAUACAACAAGUGCUCUGUUCAAUCUUGAUGAAUUGUUAAGGACAUUGCAAGGAGUUCAAAUCACCCAAGGAGGGGCAAAUUCUACUAUCACGCAACUGAAUGCUGAGAUAAGACGCAUAAGGAAGAAAAUUCUACAGGCAGAAGACCGAGCCAAGAAGUCGAUGAAGGAGCUGAACUCAGCACAGCAGCUGUCGGAUCUGGAAGAUAGGCUGCCCCAGCUGCGGACCAAGUUACAAAGGAAUCAAGACCGAGCUGCCAGUGCAAAUGCUCAGGCUGAGUCUGCCGUCCGCGAGGCUGAGGGCACAGAAAAGGAAUUUGUUGAGCUGAAAAAACAACAUGCUCUUCUUCAGCAUAAGACAAGCACUACAGGAAAAACAUUAGGAAAACUUAAACAGCUGAAAGAUGUGGCAGAAAAAAUGGCUGUAGACACAGAGGACAAGUUGAGAAGAAUAACAGAUUUAGAAAAGAAGAUUCACGAUUUGAACCAAAGUAAACAAGAAAAAGCUGAUCAACUGAGACAUUUGGAAGAUCGAGUAAUUGCAAUUAAAAAUGAAAUUGUCGAGGAAGGAAAUAAAUAUGCUUCCUGCUACAGCUAG